Macrobrachium nipponense is the source of this 1167-nucleotide messenger RNA. It is a transcript of the gene Prx6a, whose product is annotated as peroxiredoxin-6-like. The transcript is spliced from 4 exons. Gene Ontology annotation, cellular component: cytosol; mitochondrion. The record is from RefSeq and is a predicted model, not a curated record. Gene Ontology annotation, molecular function: peroxiredoxin activity. Lineage: Eukaryota; Metazoa; Arthropoda; Malacostraca; Decapoda; Palaemonidae. The coding region runs from base 93 to 752 and encodes 219 amino acids. Gene Ontology annotation, biological process: cell redox homeostasis; cellular oxidant detoxification.
UGCUUCGCCCUUCGCCCCGCCCAUUCGGCCGGUGAUCGUCGUCGUAAUAGCUACGCUGUUCUCGUCCGUGAAUUUUGUAUAAUUUUUCAAAGAUGGUUAACUUGGGUGACGUCUUCCCUAAUUUCACCGCUGAAUCCACCCAAGGCACGAUCAAGUUUCACAACUACAUAGGUGACUCAUGGGGUGUCCUUUUCUCACAUCCGGCUGAUUAUACACCAGUGUGCACCACAGAACUAGGUCGGGUUGCCAAGCUGGCACCAGAGUUUGCCAAACGCAAUGUAAAGCUGAUUGCCCUUUCCUGUGAUAAUGUGGCUUCUCACAAUGGCUGGAUUAAGGACAUACAAGCAUAUAAUAAGUUGUCUGGUGAGUUUCCCUACCCAAUUGUGGCCGAUGAGAACAGAGAUCUCGCUGUUAGUUUAGGGAUGGUUGAUCCAGAUGAGAAAGAUGCUGCUGGUAUGCCUCUUACCUGCAGAGCUGUCUUUGUUGUGGGACCUGACAAGAAGCUGAAGUUGUCCAUUCUGUACCCAGCUACAACUGGACGCAAUUUUGACGAGAUUCUGCGAGUCAUCGAUUCCCUGCAGUUAACUGCAGUUAAGAAAGUCGCUACACCAGCAGAUUGGAAAGAUGGGAGUCAUUGCAUGGUUAUACCCUCUAUAUCAAGUGAGGAGGCCAAAACUUUGUUCCCAGAACACAAGGUUCAUGAUGUUCCCUCGGGCAAGCCUUACCUCCGCACCACUCCCCAUCCUAAGUAGAACAGAAAGGCUGGUUUAUCUGUUUGAUUAGUGGUUUCAUGAAAACCUAUUUGAGAAAAUUUGUAUUUACAGUGGCCGACCUUUUCUGAGUUUUUCUCUGAAAAAGUUCAAUUUAAAACCGAAGCAGAGUAAGAUUGGGUUUGGAGGGAUAUAGUGUCGUAACUAACUUCGCACAGUUUGUGUGUGGGGUUCGAUCAAAUGACAAAUUGUUUAAAUUAAAGUUUCUAAAUUUUUUUUAAUGGAUAAAAUUUCUAAAAUACAGUUUUUGACAGACUUAUAGCUUGUUACCAUUCAUAACUUUCAGUUACAACCAAAUCUUUUCUCAUAAAAGUGGCCUUAUUACUGUAGUGUUAGCAUUCCAGGUUCAGAUUUUAUUUUCUGUAUGAGUAUAUCCAAUAAAAUAAUUAUUUGAAAA